CGUCAAAGCUUUCUCCGGCCAGGGAAACAAGCCCAAUAUGUACUGGGUUUUCUUCGCAGUAAUGUGUACAAAUUAGCUCGUUUGGUAAAUGGAGGAACUCUUACCUUACGGAUAAAUGAUCAGAUUCGUUUGUUUGGAUAGUCACUGAAACCCUCGAGUCAGUCAGGUUUAAAUGCUAGCUAGCGCCGGUGCUAGCGUGCAUUUAGCUGUAGCUUCAGCGAGCCAAUAGUGCUCUUCUUUAUCUGUAAGGGCUGAAGAAGACUUGGGUGAAAACAGACGAAAUAUCUGAAAUGAGUAAACCAGCUACAAGGUGUAGACCAACUUAACUGGAUUUUACAGACGUUCUGUGUUGCAAUGAUGAGCACCAGUGUCCAGCUCUGAGAGCUCAGAGCCAUGAACUCCGUUUCCCCCAGCGCAGCUCAGUAUGUUGGGGGAGUGAUGCAGGACGAACUGGUGGAGGGCCGGAGGCAGCAGCAGCCCCCGGAGCAGCAGGGUAGCUUCAGUCUCAGCAGGCCGGCACAGACUUCAGAUCCCAGCAAAGAAGCAACCGGAGAGCCAGACGAGAUGGACAAACUCAAAGCCAAACUGAUGUCAGCAUGGAACAAUGUCAAAUAUGGUUGGACUGUUAAAUCUAAAACCUCCUUCAACAAAAUAUCACCAGUCAUUGUCCUGGGACACUCCUACCUGCUCAACAGUGAAGACGAGGUGGAGCGGUUCCGUCUGGCUUUUGUGUCCAGGAUUUGGCUGACCUACAGGAGGGAGUUUCCUCAGUUGGAGGGCUCUACCUGGACCACAGACUGCGGCUGGGGCUGCAUGCUGCGCAGCGGACAGAUGCUGCUGGCACAGGGCCUCGUGGUCCACUUGAUGCCCAGAGACUGGACUUGGCCGGAUGCUCAGCCGCUAACCGAUGUUGACUUUGAGGUGUUCCGACCGCGUUCCCCAGCCCGGGCUGGAGGGGUCCCCAUACCUUCUUUUGGCUCCCCACGAAGACCCAGCACCCCUGAAAAGACACUGCCAAGGGAUCAGGCCCCCAAAUGCAGCCAGAAGAAGAGGCCUGAGUGUACAAGGGACAGGCAGGCAGAGCCCAUCCACCACAAGCUGGUCACCUGGUUCGGGGAUCAACCUCCAGCACCUUUUGGGGUUCACCAGCUGGUGGGAAUUGGUAAAAGUUCAGGGAAGAAAGCUGGUGACUGGUACGGCCCCUCUGUAGUGGCACAUAUACUACGGAAAGCAGUGGCUAAAACAUCUGUGCUGCACAACCUGGCUGUAUAUGUGGCUCAGGACUGUACAGUGUACAAGGAGGACGUGGUGCGUCUGUGUGAUCUGUCACUAAGCCACAAUCCCUCCGAUCCGUCCAGCCAAGCCUGGAAGUCUGUCAUCAUAUUGGUGCCUGUUCGGCUGGGAGGGGAGGCCCUCAACCCAUCUUACAUCGAAUGUGUCAAGAACAUCCUAAAGCUGGAAUGUUGUAUUGGAAUCAUUGGGGGGAAACCAAAGCAUUCGUUGUAUUUUAUCGGCUUCCAAGACGAGCAGCUGCUGUAUCUGGACCCUCACUACUGCCAGCCUGUGGUGGAUGUCACACAAGCCAACUUCUCACUGGAGUCCUUCCACUGUAGCUCUCCCAAAAAGAUGCCCUUCAACCGUAUGGAUCCCAGCUGUACCAUCGGCUUCUACGCCAGCAACAAGAAGGACUUUGAGUCUCUUUGUUCUGCUGUUAGUGUGGCUCUGUCAUCAACUAAGGAGAAGUACCCCAUCUUUACUUUUGUAGAAGGCCAGGGUCAGGACUAUGGUCUAGAGGGUCACAGCAGUAAUCACAGUGGACCUGCAGCUCACAUCCUUCCCCCGGGCAAACUGGGCAUGAGUAAUAACAGAAGAAACAGUGAUGAGUUUGUCUUCCUGUAAGGCACUGAGGAAGAUGUUGACUCAGUUCUGGCCUGUAGGGGGCAGAAGAGGACACUAUAUUUCCUUUCAAAGUGAAGGACUUGACUCGGCAAGGUGGACAUGAUACUUUGUGCUUGUCUGGUCAACAGAAAUAAAAACUGUUUUCUGUCAUCACCUCAGUGUGGACCAGCGUGGGUGUUAUAAGCUAACAGGCAUUAAUGUGUACUGGCUGGGUGAAGGCAUGAUUUCCAAAUGGAUCAUGUUAAGAAACAUUUAAAGUACUUGAAGUAUUCUUGAUUCACUUUUUCAGACAUUUAAAAGGCCCCAAAGUCAAACAUGUAUGAGUCAAAUCAACUGCUUUAAGUUAUACCCAGCUACUAUGUUUUCUCCUGGAUUGACUGGACACACUGACAUUUGUGGUCUUGAUUUUAUUUAAUGAGUUCACUUGUCAGGGACAAGCCUGCUAUUAUUCUCUGUGAUUGGGAAGACUUGUAAUAGACACCAUCUGCUGUACAUCUCCUUAUAUGUUUUCUUCCUUUAAAUUUAUUUAUCAAGUUCAUGAAUGUGUGUUUGCGUGUAAGUGAGUGUGGGGUUAGUGUAGUUUAUUUGUUCUGACUUUAAUACGUGUACAGGUGUAUUUAGGAGUCUGUCACUGUGUUCCACUGAGGUUCUCAAAUUCUUCCAAGAGCAUCUUGAACAGACGUAAAUUCACUCUAGUGUUGCAGCCUGCCUGAAUAUCCCACACAUGACCAGAUCCUUGACCUUUCACAUGCUUAAGCUGUCCAUUAUUCAUCAUAAAGAAUAUGCAACACUCCCGGAAUCUGCUGUUACAAUGUUCCUGUUGCUCAGUGAGUUAAGAUACAAAGCUGGCAGCGAAGAGAAGUCAUCCCUUCAGCUGGAGAUUGAUGUGGAUCUCCGCCUGCUAAGCUGAAACUCACAAAGCAGAAUUAUUGAGUUAUAUUAAUAAAUUUGAGUAAAACCGAGGAUGGUGCUCUUAAUUUAAGUCCUUGUUCUUGGUUUUAUACUGCAAAGUCUUACAAUCAACUCAGUAAUCCUAUUUCAUGAAGCAGGCCUGAGCUAAAUCGAGUUUUGGCUUCGAUCCUCAAUCUUCUGUUGCGAUGUCGUAUUUUGUUUAUCUCUUUUUUUACGUCAAAGCUACUACUGCAAGUUGCACUACUGAUGUUUUUUGGUUUGUUGUCCUGAUUAAACUUCAAACACUGGAAUCACA
Messenger RNA from Scomber scombrus (Atlantic mackerel), 3106 nucleotides. It is a transcript of the gene atg4da, whose product is annotated as autophagy related 4D, cysteine peptidase a. The coding region runs from base 394 to 1899 and encodes 501 amino acids. The transcript is spliced from 11 exons. Lineage: Eukaryota; Metazoa; Chordata; Actinopteri; Scombriformes; Scombridae. The record is from RefSeq and is a predicted model, not a curated record. Gene Ontology annotation, molecular function: protein-phosphatidylethanolamide deconjugating activity.